CGAGAAAUUUUUAUCGGCAGAAGUCAUUCCCCAGCUUUGCACCCUCAACUUUCCAUUCCCCUUACACCAUCGCAACAUCAUCCCAGUGCCCAAAAUGGUGAGCAGCAGUGACCCCGAGUACAGCCUCACGAUUCAGAAGAAGGCCAAGGAUGCCGCCGAGACCAUCCGGGCGCGCAGCUUGGUCAAAAGUGAUACGUGGGCACGCCCCCUCGCAACCGCGCCGUCCGCCGUCUGCACAAUGGCUGUCCUCCUCAGGAUAUCGGGCUCGUCCGCGGCUGCUGGCGUCCCCGUCAAGUCACGGGAUGUGAAGGGCGACAGGGGUGAAAGUAUCGGUACACUGCCCCACGAACUACUCUACGCAAACCUGGAAUCCUGCUCCAACCUCGGUCGAAGCGCGUUCACAGAUGCCCGCAGCGCCAUGAGCUAUAUCAACAUGGUUGCGAUGCAGAUGACCGAAAACAGGGGCAAGCUUGAAAGUAUCCUCCGCGCCAUCGACAAGGUAGAAGAUGAUGAUGAUGAAGACGAUGAUGACGACGACGCCUUGGUCGACGACAUCAAGGAUGUCAGGGAAAGCACGGAGAAAUGCCUGGAGGAGAUCAAGAAGCUCACUGGAUCUUUCCAGUACUGGUACUGGAUGAUUCAAUGCCUAAAGGAGAACGUUGCCGCCUGCCAAGGAGAAGAGAAAAAGAAAUCGAACGUAAAUGACGAGCAGCUGCAGAAGAACGCGGCCGAGAAGAAAAAGCUCGAGGAGAAGGACAAGUCCACAUCCGAAACCAUCAAGAAAUUGCAAGAGCAACUCAAGGACGCCGAGAAGAGAGUCUCCGAGGCCUCAGCCCACAUGCAAAAGCUGGAGGGCGUGAUGCCGGUUGUCACCGAGCCGAGCCAGGAGGAAGAGCAGAUCAACGCGGAGAAGAAGAUCGCCCAGCUCGAAAAAAAGAAGGGACUCAUUGAUCGAGCGAAGGAUUUAUUCAAGGGCGAGAGCAACAAGGAUUUCCAAGUCCGGACGGAACACCAGCGCGACGUCGAGCAGCGUCGGGACGAGCUCAUCGAGCGAGAAAGGAAGCAGAGAGAGUCGCAGAAGGAAGAGGCGCGGCGGGCCCUGGCAGAGGCACGCCUCCAUGAGAAAAAUCUCGGCGACAAGGUGACCCAGCUCAUCGCCGACAUCGGCAGGAACAAGGAGAAGCUGGUGUCGGCCGCGGCCAGCCUCGACAUUGCUGAAGCACAGUUCAAGCGCCUCGAGGAGGAGAAGUUUGACCUCGCCGGUAUUUUGGAGAUCUUGGAUGAGUCGAGUCGGGAACUGGGACGGCUGAGGACGCAGAUCCAGGAACUCGUCACGUUCUUCAAGGAUAUUCUCAGUCAAGUCAACCUGACGGUGCAGCAGGAUGUCGAGAAGGGAUUCCUCCAGCCGAUCGAAAAAAAACUGGCAUUCAACAAAGCUGGGGUCUUCCAAGGUGUGAAGUUGAGUAAGAGCGCGAAAUUGAAGGUCCACGACAGUGCCAUCAACAUCCAGGGCAGCUUCUGCGCCAUCGGGGACAUCACGAGCGUCUAUGUCCUGGCCUCGGAUCGCUAUAUCAUCCCGGCCAUCAAUAUGAUGGGGGCCCUUUCUGACGCCAAGGAACAAGACUUGCACGACCAAAAAGAAGAAUUCACGAGCUGGUGCCGCAAGUCCAUGCAAGAAAUCCAGCUUUUGACCAGUGAAACUGACGAGAAGAUGCUGCCGCGUAUGACUGAGCGUCUCCAGUACCUGCAACUGGCCGUAAAGCCCGCUCACUGAGGCAGAUGUGCCCACAUCACACAGUUGUUUGGGAAGGAGGAGGAAGGGGGAGGAUACCAUAUCGAUUUUGCAUCGUGGCCAGUGUAGUUGUCGUGUUUUCUUUUUAUCUUUUUUUUUUUUGGG
Molecule: messenger RNA, 1897 nt
Organism: Gaeumannomyces tritici R3-111a-1
Lineage: Eukaryota; Fungi; Ascomycota; Sordariomycetes; Magnaporthales; Magnaporthaceae
Exons: 6
Coding region: 95-1774 (559 amino acids)
Source: RefSeq, a predicted model, not a curated record